CCGAUUUUGGAACGUCUGACCAGCACAGAGGAUCGGAAUCUCAAUUACGGAUGACCUCGGGAAUAGGUUCACAAUUCCAAAACUGGAUAAGCUCUCUGGGGGGAUGCCCUGUUAAGAAAGAUGGAGUCGGCUACAAACCUGCAAGUGACGUCCACUGGCGGUUUACUGAUUCCCGAUAAAGCGGGGCUUACUUAAGGCAGCUGAGUGCGGACCGUAGUGCGGGGCACUGGUAUCUCAUGCAUGUGAGCUCCACUGAGGCUCAACUCAACCUCCCUUGAGCACCCCACGCGUUCUCACCACCACUGCUGUCGCCCUUGGUCAUAGGAAGCGUCUUUUAUUAGUCACUUGCUGAUCCCAGCUUCGUUCUCAUCACUACACGCUCCACCAAGCCGGCAAGAUGUCUUCCUCACUCUACACCUUCUCCGACUCAACAAAACAGCAUCUGCGCAAAUUCCGCCUCAGCACCUCACGCUCCAAUGACCCUCAGGCCGUGAUAUACUUCAUCGACAAACAAACCAAGGAGAUUCGCCAAGAUGAAGAUGGCACAGUCUACAAAUCCCUCGAUGAAAUCGCCGAUGACCUCCCUGACCACUCUCCCCGCUUCAUCCUCCUGAGCUAUCCUCUAACUCUUCCAUCGGGGAGAUUAUCCGUACCAUACGUCAUGAUUUACUACAUGCCCACCACAUGCAACAGCGAGCUGAGGAUGCUGUACGCCGGUGCCAAGGAGCUCAUGCGAAACACGAGCGAAGUCACCAAGAUCUUGGAUUUAGAGACCCCAGAGGAGCUGGAGGAGGUCCCGGAAAAACUCGGUGCCUAACAUGCGGAUGUUUUAGAGCUGGCGUUGGAAGGGUCAUGGGCUUAGACAUGUCAUAGUCUUCAUUCAGGGUUGUAGCAAAUUAUGAAUUUUGUAUGCCUCUGACAUAUGGGUAUCAAGAUGCUGUAUAGAUUUACAGUGCCGACAACAAGGAAAAGUAUUGUCUCUUAGCUGCUGCCAUCCCCUUCCAGC
Molecule: messenger RNA, 1006 nt
Organism: Podospora pseudocomata
Lineage: Eukaryota; Fungi; Ascomycota; Sordariomycetes; Sordariales; Podosporaceae
Exons: 5
Coding region: 398-817 (139 amino acids)
Biological process (GO): actin filament debranching; negative regulation of Arp2/3 complex-mediated actin nucleation
Cellular component (GO): actin cortical patch
Molecular function (GO): Arp2/3 complex binding; actin binding
Source: RefSeq, a predicted model, not a curated record